Messenger RNA from Aaosphaeria arxii CBS 175.79, 900 nucleotides. RefSeq names its product NAD(P)-binding protein. The record is from RefSeq and is a predicted model, not a curated record. Gene Ontology annotation, molecular function: oxidoreductase activity. Lineage: Eukaryota; Fungi; Ascomycota; Dothideomycetes; Pleosporales. The transcript has 4 exons. Bases 1 to 900 code for a protein of 299 amino acids.
AUGAGCGGCAAAGCAGACAACGAGCAAUUGAAGAGCUCAAAGCUCUUCGACGUCUCCCACGUGACCGCUGUCGUUACAGGCGGUGGAACGGGUAUUGGCUUGAUGAUCACACAAGCUCUCGUUGCCAAUGGCGCGAAAGUGUACAUCACGUCUAGGCGUGAAGAGGUGCUCGAAAAGACGGAGAGUCUCUACAACAGCGGUCCUGGACAAGUGAUACCGCUUCAAGGCGACGUAAGCGACAAAAACGACAUCAAGCGUCUCGCCGACGAAAUCGCCAAAAAGGAGCCCAAGGGUAUCCAACUCCUCGUCAACAACGCAGGCAUCGCACGGGACGACAAGACCAAAUUCAGCACCGCAGGCCAACCCGACCUCGACGACGCCGAGGCCAUCUCAGCGCACUUCUGGAACUCGGAGCCGGACAGCUGGGCGGAUACGUUCAGAACUAACGUCACGGGGCUGUACUUCAUGUCCGUUGCCUUUUUGCCGCUGCUCGCGAAGGGAAGGGAGGUUACGCCGGGGUAUACGUCGAGUGUCAUCAAUGUGACAUCGAUUUCCGGGUUCAUGAAGGGGAGUAGUGGUGGGCAGCCGGCGUAUGCGGCUAGUAAGGCGGCGGCUACGCAUGUUUCGAGGAUGCUGGCGACGACGUUUGCGCAGACGAAGGUUAGGGUGAAUGUUAUUGCGCCGGGUGUGUUUCCUAGCGAGAUGACGACUGGUGAGUCGGGCGAGGAUAAUAAGUCGGCCAUUGACAAGAAGAUGAGCAAUCCUGCUGGGCGGCCGGGGAAUGAUUUCGAUAUGGCAGCGACUGUUCUCUUCUUGGCUGGUCCAGGCGGCGUGUUUUAUAACGAGCAGAUUCUUUUCCCCGAUGGAGGCAAUACGCUUGUCCAGCCCGCGACGAACUGA